ACUCUAACAACACGAGACGGUAUUUUGGAUAGCCACCAGCAAACUAUAAGAAGCCCCAAGAAACGACCCCUUCUCUUUGCAGUUUGAAAAAAGUUCUACAAGUGCUACUAAAGGAAUCUCGGGCAGCUAAGUAAUUCAAAUUUACGAAGACUUUCAAAACUCCGAAUACAGUACUAGUUGAAAGCAUUGACAAACUUGUGCUAUAAUCAAGACUGCUUGAGCUUGAAGUUCAUCAUACGACUGCAUAUUAGUUACCAGCAGUUUUAUUUUUGAAAACGUUCCAAGCUUCACGCAACAAUUGGAUCAACAAGUYAUACGAUAAGCUACUAAAGUGAUAUCAAAAGGCUAGUCCCACUUAAGGUUGAGCAGUAGUGAUUUGAAUACCUAACUAUUGAAGACCGAAUUACUGAAGGUYGUUUUGAAAAACAAGUUGUAAAGAAAUUUUGCCCCGAGCGGAUUGAGAAGCGUCAAUUAUAAUCCACUGAGUCAACACCAACCAUCGAGUUUAAUGAGUCCUUGUUCUUCAGCUGUACAAGGUUGUUUAAGGACUGUUUUUAUCAUGGUAUAAAAGAUCCUGUGAUAAGUAUCUCCUGUUUUAGUUGUACACUUAAAUCCAUAUGGAUUUGUGCUUGAAAUUGAUAAAUUCAGCUAUAAAGCUUCUAAUAUUAGGCAUCCAAUGAACUAAAAAUUGUUUCUAGGAGAAAAAGAAAAUUGGCAAGAAACACCUUGAAAUCAAGGCGCAAGGCAAGGCUACACAAAACAAGAAUUCAUAAAGUGCACUUUUGGAAAAUUCUGGUUUUAUCUUACAAAUAAAUUAGUAUACUAAAUUUAUGCAUUUGUCAAAAUGCCUAUAUCGUCUUCAUAUGGUCAUAAAGGGAAAAUAGCACAACACCCUUGGAACAGCACUAAAUCUCGCAGGUUUUCGUCCUCAAGACAGCCAACAGAUGCUGAAACUUUCGAAAAAGAAUCACUCGACAGUUCUUCCCAUGAAAGUAACGCUAGACCACGCUUGAAUCCAAGAAAUAGUUCUGUGGGCAAUAGACCUGUUCGAACUGCUGGUACUAACUCUUUGUCUAAGUCACUUGAUAGAAAGCGCUUAUAUCCGAGAAUUCUUUCUUCUCGGCGGCCUUUGACAAGAAGGGAAACUUCUCCCGAGUUUCACCAACUUAAUGCGUGUCAACCAAACGAAGUAUUCAAGCGAUCUAAUAGCGAUUYGUUGAUUAAACCCUGUGACUCCAAGAGGAAAGUUAGAAGGGAGCUUGGAACUCGACGGAUUAGGACUUUUCCAAGACGAUUCGGUGAAUGCAGAGCUUCUGGAACACRAAAUAAAGCAAAGAAAUUUAAGGUUGACUCCGAGGCGAAGCUUUUCAUAAACAACAAGAACAUUUGCUUCAGUGACUACCACCAGACACCUCAAGAAGUUGGACAAAGAGUGAUUUGUAUCAUAAACAAACAACUAAGAAGYGGAGUUACAAGGUUCAUUGGUACUACUCACUUCAGUGAAGGAGUAUGGUGUGGUAUUGUACUUGAUGAGCCUUGUGGAAAAAAUGACGGCUCUGUCAAAGGUGUGAGAUACUUCACUUGUGGAGAAAACUACGGGAUUUUUGUCCAUGCGCAUAAAGUUAGAGCCGUUUGUGAGAAUGACCUAGGACUUCCACCACAUUCAGGAGCAGAUGUUGUGGACYCUUGGGAAUCCCCAGAUACAUCUAGUGUGAAGAAUGCUCAGAAUAAAUUAGAUAUGAGUGUGAAUAAUGCUGCAACUGAUUAUGUCAAAUCACAACAGUGGAAUCAGUAUAAUAAUUAUGGUUAUAACUCCAAGAUAAGAUCUAGGUCUUUCUCUGACAACGAGUCAGAAAUAUCCAUAAAUAAUAUGCAAAACAAACAUACAGAGGCCAGCCUGUCACACUCUAAUUCUCUUCCAAAGAUUGUUACUGAAAAGGAGAUAAAUGGCUCUGGAAAWUUUUCUGAACAGUUGGAGAAUAAUGGUGGUGAUAGCAGACAGGAUGGCUGCAUAGAUUUGUGCAAUGAAAAUAAUUUUGUUGUGCAUGAAAAUGGUGAGUCCAUUGUUUCUGGUGAUCUUUCUUCAAUGGAAGCUGACCCAUGCUGUGAGAAUAAAACAGGACACCAUGGGACACCAAAGGACAGUUCUGAUGUUGAACCGCCAGAGAUAAUUGCUUCAAAAUGUGGAAAUAUUAUGCCUAACUCAACCGAGUACAAAAACAUAUAUGCAAAUGUAAUACCUAAACAGUUGAACUCUGUUCCAGAUAAAAGAUGCUUCUCCUCUGAUUGUAUUUCUGUUGAUAACAAUAAACCAACAAAAGACUCCAGUACCCCAGGACUUCAUGCARCUUUGGAAGGGAAUGAAACUAUUGAUCCUUUUAUUCAAGGAAAGUAUUGCAGCUGCCCUAGUCUUGUUCCAUCACAACACUUGUCAAGUGCCUUAGAGUCCUGCAUAGACCUAGGCAGACAAGGGCUGGAAUCACACUCCGAGAAAAGCUCCCCAACUGAGGAAGUAAARCACUUGGAUUUGAGUCACUUUGUAGAUUCUGGGUCUGAGAAUACGCUUAAUGAUAGUCAUACAGAGAAGGAGUAUCUAGAAAAGGUUUCAAGUCGUGGUCRAUCUUCGUCACUUCCUCUUGUUUUAGUUCCCAUUCGACACAUUAGUCAAACUGAAUCUUUGUUCUGGUCCUUAGAUAAACUUUCCGAGUCUGUCAAAAACGUUGAGAGGGCUGAAAGUUGGCCAACUUUGUCAACUUCUCUUGGCAAUUUAGAUUUGAGGCCAGUUGUGAAUGAUAAAAGUGUCAAAUCAUCUGAACUAGAAAGUGAAAGCAAGAAAGAACAAGAGAUUUUGGCUAAAGAAACUGAUGAUGAUGACAUAAAUCUGAAGAAAAUAACAAGGAGUCCUGCUAUAGAGCAACUUAAUGCUCUCAAUAAAGCUGCUAAAAGCAACAGUGGUUGUUCUUCGCCAUCUGGAUCACAGGCCUCACUGUCUUCAGGUGGGACAAUCGGAAGUCAAAAGUUGACACRGAGAAAACUUAGUAGUAGCUCUGUCUCAAGUUCAAACUCACAGUCUAGGAAAGUAAAAACAAAGUCACAGAAAAAUUCUAAUUCAAACUUUCAAAAAGAGGGAAAAGAUUUGAAUGGGAAGAAAACAAAUCUCCAAACACCUGCAAUGAAUUUAAGACUGGUUAAAAGACACACAGUAUCUGGUCUUCAAAAAAUACAACCUGACACAGCCUCUGAUAACAGGCCAUCUGUGACCAGGCGGCCAACAAGUACCAUAUCUGUGUCAUCAGCAGACAGUUCACCUACAAGUUCUCCAAGCUAUGCUAAAUCUAGAUUACCCACUAUGAAGAAAACRCCAGUAACAACAUCUACACCAAAGCAGAACACAUCUACUGAGAGUAAACCAAGGGAAGGUAAACCAAAGAGUUCCUUGACCAGACAAGCAAGAGGAGUACAAAAAGAUACCAAGAAACCAUCUAGUCCUUUAACGGAGAAGAAAACUACAGGUACUGUUGGGAAGACUUUGUYGCCAAGAAAAGCUAGUACCAGUACACCAACUACUUCUCAGAAGACAAGUAAAAAGGAGGAGGCUGAGGUUACGCGGAGGGGAAAACAAGCAGCAAAACCAGCCACACAGUCAGGAGUAGCAGCAGCAGGACCAGCUGAUAAGAAAACUGCGACUUCAACCAAGACAUCAGUCGUUAACAGUCUUAAAUCAACCAUCAAACCUCUCAAACUCAAAGCCAAAGGAAGCCCAACCAGUAAAAUAGCUGUCAGCCCAAGCAAAUACUACCCAUCACGGCUGCCAAGGAAGAUAUUAUCCCGUGACACAAGCACUGAUAGCGGACAUUCUCAUGACCAUGWGCGCGAUGUAGAUACUGCAUCAAUCGGUACCGAUGGCUCAGACUUCUUAGACGGCCAGAAACUGAUCCAAGGUGAAAGCUUUUCUCAUGACCAGGAACACUACGACGCUGAUCGAUCAGAUCUGGAAUCGAGUACCAAGUCAUGGCAGUACCCAUCACACGCACCGGAUAUUCUUACAGGCACGCGCGAGAUUCACACGCGCUCCGCCGAGGUUCAGGUCCAGAUGAGUGAAGAUGAAGCCUCGCAGGAGACGUACAACAAGUUGGUCCACGUGGAAGAGAUGUUCCAACUGAAGAGCAGGCAGUGCCAGGAGCUGGAAGCUGUUAUUGCUAAUAGUAACACUGAUAUCUUGGCAAGCGCUAUGCUCUUCAUCAUCUUGUGUAAAAAGCUUCAAAAUAAUGGUCGCUUGAUUAUGCAGUUAAAAAACCACUUGCGCUCCACAGAAUCAGAAUUAAAACAAGUACAGCACAGACUAGCCGAGGAAGAAGAAAACGGCGUCAAACUUCAAGAAGAAAUGAUGUAUAUUAGAAGUGAACACACUGUAGCCAUCCAGAACCUGAAGGCUGAUCAUGAAGACAGGAUAGAAGAAUUACGUUACACCAUGAAGAAACAACUCGCCGAGGAACAGAAAAAAGCGGCUGAUGAACGUGUUGCUGAACUGCUGGAGCUUAGCAAAGUCCACGAGGAAAAGGUGGCAGAAGUCAAGAAGCAGCACGAGAAAGCAAUAGAAGAUUUACACGAGACGUACAAAGAUGAAAUCGUUGAGGUGGAAACCAAACAUUCUCAGCAUAUAGACGAACUGCUUGAAGAACAUCAAGUAGAGAUUGAAACGAUUAAGAAUGACUAUGAAGAACAGCAUGGUGGAAUGGAGUCGAAACUCUUUGCCGUCACUAACGAAUGCACCUCGCUAAACAUGAAGCUACAGCAACUGCAGGAAGAAACUGAGAAAGACAUCCAAUCAAGAAUACAGGACGCAAUUGAAAAAUACAAAUCCUUACCAGCCGAACUAGAAAGUAUAAGGGCUGUGUUGGAUAUGAAGAACGAAGAAAUCAAACAACUGAAAAGAGAACAGAUGGAGUCUAAGUUACAGUUGGACCAUCUUCGUAAAGUGGCAGAGCGCGCCAGGAAACUCGAGUUAGAGAACGAAUCGCUAUCAUUUGUCGUAGAAAACAAGUCCAAAUUUGAAAGGCAAUUAUCGGUGGAGCACGAACAACUUAAAAGCAACCUUGAUCGCGAAUCCAAGAAACUCAAACGCCUUUCUCUCGAGAACGAAGAACUACAAUGGCGCCUGUGUAAUUCUUCGAGUCCUUCUGAUGGCGGUAUAUCACCAGACGGCGAGUCACCGCCGAAUUCAGCCAAACGACGUAGCUUCCGACUUUCGUCGUGUUCACCCGACGUCAACACGAUUAAUGAGUAGGACAAUACAAACACAUGUAGCACACUCGACAACUGGGAAAAGCUACUGCGCAUGUUCGGAAAAUUACGAAUUACGAACGAAACAGCCGAACAGUUUAUUAUAUAGAUUUUUCAGUUUUCGGAAGAAGAUGUUAGAAUUGUUGUAGUUUUGGCAUUUUCAUUUAUCGCUGUUUUUCCGGACAUGCGCACUAUAAUCCCGCAACGUAGUUGUAGUCAUCGUAAAACCAGCUAAAGAUUCAAUCUUUAGGUCCUUUGGGUCGUUUCUUUGGGAGAUAUUCAAAUAAAUCAAUGACAGCAUGUAUAAAUAGCUUUUAGUCAUUCUCAGGAAGAAUGAAAUAACCAAAUACGUGACCGCCAUGUUGUUUAACUAAUGUAACUAAAGAAAACAAAAAAACAUCUUUCGAUAAAUUCUGCCAACACGGUGGCCGUGACGGGCAGUAAUAAUCAUCCUA
This is a messenger RNA of Actinia tenebrosa (Australian red waratah sea anemone), 5738 nucleotides long. RefSeq lists its product as uncharacterized. NCBI's taxonomy places the organism in Eukaryota, Metazoa, Cnidaria, Anthozoa, Actiniaria, Actiniidae. Gene Ontology annotation, cellular component: cytoplasm; nucleus. The record is from RefSeq and is a predicted model, not a curated record. Gene Ontology annotation, molecular function: microtubule binding.